UUAGGCUGUAAUUAGGGAUCUGGGAGGAGAACUCUCCUAGUGACGCUUUGCUUUUUCUUCUGCUCUUAGUUAGAAAGUGCUUCCUUCUUCCUAGGAUCAGGACCUCUGCCAUUCAGCACCACAAAGAGACAUUCUGCAGGGAGGCGCGGGCCGAGGCACACACCCACACCCACACUCCUCCAGAGACAAACUUAAGGUGAGGAGGAGCGCUAGCUUCACUUGACGUCCAGCUUCCAACUUCAGUGGGACUUGAAAGCAUCUGAACUUCUGCAUUUCAGGAUAAGUGAGGAAGAGUCUGAGCUACAAAGAUGAAGAGUCUACUUCUUCUGGUGCUGAUUUCAAUCUGUUGGGCUGAUCAUUUUUCAGAAAACUACUCUCUGGAUCAUGACAGAGUUAUCCACAUUCAAGCUGAAAAUGGCCCCCGUCUACUUGUGGAAGCAGAACAAGCCAAGGUGUUUUCACACAGAGGUAGCAAUGUGACACUGCCAUGUAAAUUUUAUCGAGACCCCACAGCAUUUGGCUCAGGAAUCCACAAAAUCCGAAUUAAGUGGACCAAGCUAACUUCAGAUUACCUCAGGGAAGUGGACGUUUUCGUUUCCAUGGGCUACCACAAGAAAGCCUAUGGAGGCUAUCAGGGUCGAGUGUUUCUGAAAGGAGGCAGUGACAAUGAUGCUUCCCUGGUCAUCACACACCUCACGCUGGAAGAUUACGGGAGAUACAAGUGUGAGGUGAUUGAAGGACUAGAGGAUGACACUGCUGUGGUGGCAUUAGAGUUGCAAGGUGUCGUAUUCCCUUACUUUCCACGACUGGGGCGCUAUAAUCUCAAUUUUCACGAGGCACAGCAGGCUUGCCUGGACCAGGAUGCUGUGAUUGCUUCCUUUGAUCAGCUGUAUGAUGCCUGGCGGGGUGGGCUGGACUGGUGCAACGCUGGCUGGCUCAGCGACGGAUCUGUGCAGUACCCUAUCACCAAGCCCCGAGAGCCCUGUGGUGGCCAGAAUACCGUGCCCGGAGUCAGGAACUACGGGUUUUGGGAUAAAGAUAAAAGCAGAUAUGAUGUUUUCUGUUUUACAUCUAACUUCAAUGGCCGAUUUUACUACCUGAUCCACCCCACCAAGCUAACUUAUGAUGAGGCGGUGCAAGCUUGUCUCAAAGACGGUGCUCAGAUUGCAAAAGUGGGCCAGAUAUUUGCUGCCUGGAAACUUCUCAGCUAUGACCGCUGUGAUGCAGGAUGGCUGGCGGAUGGCAGUGUCCGCUACCCUAUUUCUAGGCCAAGGAGACGCUGCAGUCCUACUGAGGCUGCGGUGCGCUUCGUGGGCUUCCCAGAUAAAAAGCAUAAGCUAUAUGGGGUCUACUGCUUCAGAUCAUACAACUGAGUGUGCCCUAGAGCGCGUCAGAGUUCAAGUCAUUGAGAACAUGUGAAAAGUUUUUUGUUUUAUUUUUGUUUCAGUAUGAACUCAUGCAAGUUACCAAAACUGUGAUAACCUUCUUUUACUUACUGUAAAGAAUCAUUUUCAUACAGGCCAAUUCAUUAAUUUGUUUUUGUAACACUAUCAUUCAAUAUAUAUUAUAACAAUACACGUAAAAGGGAUGCUAAAAAAAAGAAAGAAAGAAAAGGCUUUAGAGCUAAACUGUUUUAUGCUACAUCAUCCCAACAAAGUAUCCUCCCCUCAACCCAGCACGUAGUAGAUUGACCAUUACUAGGAUUCUGUUAAGGAAAGUCAAGCUACUCAGAGCAGCAGCUUCCACAAGCACAAAUUUUACACAUUUUUACAAUUUUGAAAUGCACUGCGAUAAACAGAUUAGAGCAACAGGUUUGAAAUGCGGGCUUCUUUACAUAAACUGAGAUCCCAAGAGGUUGUAUAAAACUCAGUUUCACAAGGGAACAAUGUACUUUUCUAAAAGUUAAUACUUCAAGUCUCCAGUAGACAGAAUGUUUUACUCUUUAAAAUCUUACCUUUUUGACCAAAAAAAGAAAAGAAAAAUGAUGUGGAUUCAAAUGCAUGGUAAUAAGCACAGUGAGAACUCCUUAAUAAGUCCAUUUAUAUAAAGUAUAAGACUUAAAUAAGUAGAUAAUAUUUUACCAAUGAGAGAUUUCUACCUUCUAAUUAAAAUUACCUAUCUGAGAAGAAUUGUUUUAUUUUUUGAGUAGCUUUAAUGAGUUAUAUUUAAAUUCUAAGGAACUUUUGCUAAGCAGUAUUUAGGAUCUACUCAGGGCAGUUAAAUAGAUAAACUGCUGGACAGAAACCAUGUAAAAUUUAGCAGCUUGAUUUUAUGUUAGCUUAUGAAACAUUAUGUCCUAUAAAAAGAACUUUAACCUAUUUAAUAUUUCUUAUUUACAUUAAUUGAACAAAUCAUCAAGUGAACGAACAACUCUACACUUGCCUAAGAAGGCAAUACACAACUUUCAAAAUCAUUUCUAUCUUUAUAUACACUAGAAAGCCCAAACAGGACCUGUGUUUAGGAGGGAAAAGUUAAAAAUGUAGUUCUAAACAUUCUCCCAAACAGAAAAUACAAUCAUUGUCAAUUUCCUUGCUGGUUAUCAGUAGGCAAGAAUAAAAUGCCGAAGCUGUCAUACAAGAGUUUACACAAAAAUCUUUCAGGGCUUUUAAGUGAAAAGCUAAGUCCAGGCUCAGAAAAACAACUUUCAGUAUUAGCAACUCCAAUCUUAAAGAAAGCUCUGUUUUCUUACAUGUUUUUAUGACUGUUGAGACUCCACAGGGACCAAUAUUUGUAUUCAAAUAAUAUUUCAUGUUUUCCCCUUGUUUCACAAUGAGUUAUAGCAAAUGGAACUUAGUACAGUAAUCCAAGUAUGACAUAGCUGGUCUGUUUUCAUGAAUGUUUUUAUGUAGAUUUUCUCCCAUGACCAUGAGCAAAUAAAUCUGUUUCCUGAAUUGAUUGUGGUUGCAUUUAAAGUUCUGUAGUAAUUCUAAUAAAUUCACUCUAUAAAUACAGAGAUAAGUGUGUAGAAGGUAAGGAGCAACUGGAAGUCCAUGAAAGCUUAACUAUAUUCAUAUAUUAUCUAGGUGAAAUAUUAUAAAUAAAAGUAGAACCUUUCAUUAAAAGCAUAUCUGGAAAUUUUCAGGUGCUUUAAUAUUAAAAGAUGACAAUGUAUGCAUGCACAUUUUAAAAUCUGGCUGGUUAUUCAGAUCAUGCAAAACUAUAAAUCCAAAGAGGUUGUGAAGUUUAGCUCAAACGCUGCAGGUAUAAUAGAAGUCACACAUAUAAGUUACAGAAACCUGAGUGGUCUAGUGUACAAUGAAUACAUUAUUUAAAGAGGGGAUUAUCUCCAAACUAGCAACUCCAACACCUUAAGUGUUGGGGUUAGCUUAUUGGAAGAAGACCAUACUUGAACAAUUAUUACCUAUAAGAAUUUUGUCUGAUGUACAAGUGGCAAAAAUUUUCUAAUGAAACAGGUAUAUUAUUGUCAAUUAUUGUCAUAUAACUACCUUUAUAGUGUUAAGCAUAGUAGCAUUUCUUAACUUUUGAAUACUUAGUAUAGGAAUUGGUGCUGCUCAAAUUCUCUGGAGUGACUGUUAGCUGAUUCAAGUCAAUACCAAUUGCAUGCCAUUUGUCCAUUCUUGAAAAAAAAAUCAUACAAUGAACAUUGCUAGUCAGAGUUUUUAACUUCUGAUUUUACAUGAAGGACCAUAAUCUUCAUACCCUUUGGACCUAAUUGAAGAGGGAUCUUUUUAAAGUUCUCAUUUUAUUGUUUUAUUCCACAAAAUGUAUAUUUUCUUACUUUAUAUCUCAUUGAGAAUGUCUUUAGAAGAAAAGGUAUCUGAGUACAGUUCCUACCAGAAAGCUGAUAUAGUAUUGACUAACUCAGAAAUUGCUUUGUAGAUUUCGAGAUUCCCAGAGAUUAGACUACAAAAAGUUACCAUCAUUUUGUCUUAUGGUCCAUAUAAUGAACAAACACAACUACAAAUUUUACCGAGACAACUGCAUUUGAAAAUCUAUACAGAAAGACCAAUUCAUACAAAAAUACAAUAUAGAAAUAAAAAUAAGUUGUCAUUUUAACACUGGAUGUCAUCUUUGAGUGACUGCUGCCAUAUUUUAUCACAGCAAUUUUUAGCCAAAUAUAGGACUUGUAAAUUUAAACUUUCUUUCAUAUAAAGGGGCCGGUACCUGUUAAAGUGUUAUUUUACGCAAUAAGAUGGUCGCUUAUUAUUUUGGCAAUUAGUAGGCUCAAAGGCAAUUUCAGUCUGGUUGCUGGCAGCCAUACUGGGUUUCUUGAUUUCAGUACUCCAGGUUCUGGUGGUGUCCUGGAGUAGCUGACCACUAAAGAAGGAAGGGUUAAAAGGGGAUCAAUUGUCAGGGUUUUUUAUUUUGUUUUUUGCAUAGAAUGCAUCAAUAAAAAUCUAUUGACAGCUAACAGUUUUUUGAGACGUUAACUCUAUCAUAGCUCACUACUGCCAGGACAGCAUGGUGUAUAACAAAAGCUAUGAAUAAUACAAAAAUCAUCAAGCCACCCAAUUAAAAGGAAAGUCAAUAUUUAAAAUGCAUUUAAUAGUUACUAAGUGCAAGAUUGAAGAGAACCAAUAUGUAUCACAAAAGAAUGUUUUCAUUUUCUGUAAGAUAAUGAACUGGUAAACGAAUAUUAAAAUCAAUUUUGUUUUAUUGCAGUA
Molecule: messenger RNA, 4625 nt
Organism: Nannospalax galili (Upper Galilee mountains blind mole rat)
Lineage: Eukaryota; Metazoa; Chordata; Mammalia; Rodentia; Spalacidae
Gene: Hapln1
Product: hyaluronan and proteoglycan link protein 1
Exons: 5
Coding region: 309-1373 (354 amino acids)
Biological process (GO): cell adhesion
Molecular function (GO): hyaluronic acid binding
Source: RefSeq, a predicted model, not a curated record